Messenger RNA from Mucor velutinosus, 375 nucleotides. RefSeq lists its product as uncharacterized. The coding region runs from base 1 to 375 and encodes 124 amino acids. Gene Ontology annotation, molecular function: GTP binding; GTPase activity. The record is from RefSeq and is a predicted model, not a curated record. Lineage: Eukaryota; Fungi; Mucoromycota; Mucoromycetes; Mucorales; Mucoraceae. Gene Ontology annotation, cellular component: endosome; plasma membrane. The transcript is spliced from 4 exons. Gene Ontology annotation, biological process: regulation of exocytosis; protein secretion; protein localization to plasma membrane.
AUGGGCAUUUUACUAGUAUACGAUACAACCGAUGAAAGAUCCUUUGCCAAUGUAAGAAACUGGUUCUCCAACAUUGAACAGCAUGCUAGCGAAGGAGUCAACAAGAUUUUGAUUGGCAACAAGUGCGAUAUGGAGGAAAAACGGGUCAUUACCAAGGAGCAUGGCCAAAAUUUAGCCAAUGAAUUGGGUGUUCCAUUCAUGGAGACAAGUGCUAAAGCAAACAUCGGUGUAGAGGAGGCCUUUUUCGAUCUAGCAAGGGAUAUUAAGAAGCGAUUAAUCGAUACACAGCAAGCGCAACAAUCACGCCAGAGAGAGGAAGUCAGAUUGGAUCAAUCUUCGCCUUCGAAAAGCAGUUCGUCAGGUGGAUGUUGUUGA